This is a messenger RNA of [Torrubiella] hemipterigena, 2535 nucleotides long. The record is from the annotation of a GenBank genome assembly. Lineage: Eukaryota; Fungi; Ascomycota; Sordariomycetes; Hypocreales; Clavicipitaceae.
AUGGAUUUUCUUGGUGGUAACAAAUUGCCUUUUGGCACGGAUCUAGAAAUCAAACCUCUCUAUGCUGGAAUAGCUGUCGCUGUUCUCGGCGGUGCCUGCUUGCUGUCUCUCGGCCGCAAGUCCAAGAACGAUGACGCCCCCGGCGUUCUUCGCUCAUUCAUCCUCUUCUUUUACUCGUCCUUCCUGAAGCCCCAUCAAGGCGAUUCUAAGGCCUCCCAGCAAGAUGCCCUUGAAAGCUUCUACUCCAACCAAGCUGGAGCGUAUGAUGCGACUCGUAAAAUCCUCCUCCGUGGUCGCGAGGACAUGCUGGCUCUUGUCGUCGCUCAGCUCGACGCCAAGACCCAGCUCGAUGUUGAUUCUGGCAAGGUCAACCCCAACAAGCGCAUUUGGGUCGAUGUUGGUGGUGGCACCGGAUACAACAUCGAGUCCAUGGCUCGCCAUGUUGAUGUCCCCACCUACUUCUCCCGUGUCUACCUCGUUGAUUUCUCCCCCUCUCUGUGUGAAGUUGCCCGCAAGCGCUUCGAGCGUCUCGGCUGGAAAAAUGUCGUCGUCGUUUGUGAAGACGCGCGCAAGUUUCGCCUUGAGGACUACGAGAACGGCAUGUCCCCCCGCACCAACCCCAUCCGCUCCCCUGCUCUCAGCUACCUGAAGCAGCAGAGACCCGAGCACGGUGGUGCCGACCUCGUCACCAUGUCCUACAGUCUGUCCAUGAUUCCCGACUACUACUCUGUUGUCGACUCUGUCACUUCCCUCUUGUCCUCCGGUGGUGUUUUCGGUGUCGUCGAUUUCUACGUUCAGAACCAGAUCGACUUCUCUUUCCGCAACUACACUGCUGGCUUCCUGGAUCGUCACGUCAACGCCUGGUCUCGCCUCUUCUGGAGAGCUUGGUUCGACUUUGACCGCGUCGGUCUUGAGCCUAGCCGUCGUGACUACCUGGAAUACAAGUUUGGUACUAUCCUCAACCUCAACGGCCGCAACCGCACCCUUGGCUACAUCCCUUACUACGUCUGGGUUGGUUGCCAGAAGAAGCCCUUUGCCACCUCCAGCUUGCCCCACGAGAUCAUUGAGCGUAUCGAUGCCAUGGCUACUGAGUCUCCUUACCUCACCGCUGUCAACCAAGGCGAUGCCCUGUCCCGUGCCAUUGAGCGCUCUGCUCCUGAGAUCCGCUCCAAGGCCUUCAUCACUGCUGUCCAGAACCUGUCUGCCAACCUGCCCCUUCCCUCAUUCUUCUACCAGAACCACCACUGGAGAAUCUACUACGAUGACCAGCUCCAGAAGCACACCCAGUUCAACGAUGAGUAUAUCUAUGCUUUCACCUGGGAGGAUGCCCGCGUCGACGAGCGCAUCCUCAAGAUUGGCCCUGAUGACAAGAUUCUCGCCAUUACUUCCGCUGGUGACAACAUCCUUUCCUACCUCGCCCAGAGCCCCGCCCGCGUCCACGCUGUCGAUCUGAACCCUACCCAGAACCAUCUCCUCGAACUCAAGGCCGCCGCCUACACUGCUCUUCCUUACGAAGACUUCUGGAAGAUCUUUGGUGAUGGUAAACACCCUGAGUUCCGCCACCUCCUUGUCACCAAGCUCUCUCCCCAUCUUUCUGGCCGUGCUUUCCAGUACUGGCUCAAGAACACUCAGAUCUUUGAGAGCAAGAGUGGUCUUGGUCUCUACGACACUGGUGGCUCCCGCCACGCCAUCCGCGCCAUGCGCUGGGUUAGCCGCCUCUUUGGUCUCCGUUCCGCCGUCAAGCAGAUGCUCAACACCAAGACCCUCAACGAGCAGCGCGAGAUUUGGAGAAACAAGAUCCGCCCUGCUCUUAUGUCUCAGCUUGUCUGCAACUUGGUUGUCGCUCAGGAGAGCUUCCUCUGGAGCGCUCUUGGUGUCCCCAAGAAUCAAUUGGCCAUGAUUGAGAACGACCACGCCAACUCGGACAUCGUCAAGGGUCCCAAGCCCAAGGCCAAGAACACCCGCUCCCAUGCCAUCUGGCACUACAUGGUCAACACCCUCGACCCUGUUGCCGAAGAGACCCUUCUUUCCGAGGAUAACCCUUACUACUAUGUCUGCUUGAACGGCUCCUUCUCCAAGAAGUGCCACCCUCACUACCUUGACCCUGAGGUCCACGCCAAGCUCUCUCGCCCCAACGCCCUUGACGGCCUUCGCAUCCACACCGACGAGGUCGAGGAGGUCAUUGCUCGCAUCAUGCCUGGCACUUUGACCAUUGCUGUCGUCAUGGACAGCAUGGAUUGGUUCGACAACGGCUCACAGGCCGCUGCCACCCAGGUUACCAAGCUUAACAGAGCUCUGGCUAUGGGCGGCCGCGUCAUGCUCCGUUCGUCGGCUCUUUCUCCCUGGUACAUCAAGGUCUUUGAGAGCCACGGUUUCUCUGCCAAGCGCUCCGGCGCCAGACUGGACGGAGCCUGCAUCGACCGCGUCAACAUGUACGCCAGUUGCUGGAUCUGCACCAAGGUUGAGAACCUUCCUCCCCCUACCCCCGAGUUCGAGCGCAACAACUCUGUCGACAUGCCCAGCUUGACCAUCUAA